Molecule: messenger RNA, 3129 nt
Organism: Mycotypha africana
Lineage: Eukaryota; Fungi; Mucoromycota; Mucoromycetes; Mucorales; Mycotyphaceae
Exons: 4
Coding region: 1-3129 (1042 amino acids)
Biological process (GO): protein autophosphorylation; peptidyl-serine phosphorylation; intracellular signal transduction
Cellular component (GO): nucleus; cytoplasm
Molecular function (GO): calcium/calmodulin-dependent protein kinase activity; calcium-dependent protein serine/threonine kinase activity; calmodulin binding
Source: RefSeq, a predicted model, not a curated record
AUGGAACAGUCAACCUUAGCGAUGGAGAAAAGCGAUCAAACUGCAGAAACUUCUUGCAGCAGUGUACUAAACGUGCCAGACGUAACAAUGACAGCUCAGGCCUUCCGACAGUGUAUAUUUGUCAUAGACGAGUUAUUGUCUUGCUAUGACUGUUACCAGUUCUUAAUACCGAUACCUGCUACAGCCUUCGUUUAUUUAAAAGAGAUUGAGCGCCCCAUGGACUUUAAGACUUUGGAGCAAAAUCUCUACAAUAAUAAAUACCGGCAAUAUGAAGACUUCAUUGCGGAUUUAAGUUUGAUUUGGAAGAAUGCGAAACGAUUCCACCGCACCUUCGAUCCUAUAUAUCAACAGGCAGAAAAUUUAGCCAAGCGAUAUGAAAGCCUUGAAAGGUUUUUGAAUGGAGGCGAUCUACCUUUCUAUCUAUCAACGUCAAUAAAUAGUACGGAUAUAAUUACUGGUACAGAACUACCAGAAGAAAAAGUUGAUUUAAUACCACCGCCUCCACCUCUACCACCAUUUCCAAUGUACAAAGAAAUAGAUCCGAAAAGGAAGAGUAAUCUAUAUUUCAUACAAGCAUUGAGUGAACAGGAUGGAUUGACCAGACGAUUAAGAGGUUUUGGCAAUGUUCGUCAAUUAUUUCAACACUUGAACUCGUCAUUUUUUCAGUAUUUGAAUACACAGCAAACAAAAACAACAAAGAUACCAUUACCAAGGUUUUAUAUAGCCAAAAAUCGAACUUUAUUGAAUCAAUCAAGAACAGAUCCAGACGGGCUCUUAGCUAUUCUAUUCAAUGUUGAGAUUCAUUCCGAGGGAAAAAGCGCAUCAAAAGAUCUUUAUCGACUUAGCACAACUGUUGUGAUAUGCGAGCCGAUGGGUGAGACACAUAAUUUUGAUGAUUCAACUAUGGAUAAAAGCCAAAAAUACGAAUACUGUCCAAAAGCUUGGCUGAAGUUGAAGAUUUUAAAAGUGGUUCCUAAUGUGGAGGCAGUUAUCAAUUCAGAGAUUGAUCGCAAUUUCUUCAGGAAAGCUUAUAACACUUUCCGUUUAUCAACAAAGUUUCCUGCUGAUCCUAAGAAGGUACGCAAUCAAGAGCUAGCGAAACAGUUUGUACGAUCCAUUUUAGAACCUGUAUCCAAAGAAGGAAAGCCAGCUUCUGUAACAUCCACCUCACAAUCAUCGCGUAAAUUGACAACGCAAAAACAAGCUUCUCCAUCAGCUAUAGAAUAUAUAAAAAAACCUGUAGUUAGAAUUCAAACACCACCACCAUUAUCACCUCAAAGACAAAACUUGACCGCUAAAUCUAUAGAACCAUCUCAAUUGCAGGAGAGUGUGUCUACUUCCUCUUCUCCCAAGCAACCAGCAUCCAAACCAACAGCAACAACAACAACAGCCAUCUCAUCCGCUUCCAUUUCAAAACCUAAAAACUUCAUUAGGAUACCUGAGCGUUCGAUUAAGAAUGAUCAGAGCAUGACAGAGGAAAGUAAACCUUUAACAGAACGCAGAGAAACAACACCAGUGAAGCCUCAAAUACGUUUAAAAUUGAACUCAUCUAGUAGUAACAAUAAAAAGGUAUCAGAAAUGACUGCAUCACCUACCAUAAGUACAGUAUCAGCUCAGACGGGAUCCAAUACUCAACCCACUACACAGCCAAAUACACAAUCGGAGACAAAGCAGCCAAUAAAGGACAAAAAUAGUGGAUACACGAGUUGUUCAACAGAGUCAUAUGAAUAUAGUGAGGAGGAGGAGGAUGAUAGAAGUUCAAGUAAAAGUAAACAGAUGACUCCAGUAGAUAGAAAACAUGAUGCUUCACUCAGCGAUACACCAACACUGGAAAAAGCAGUAAAAUGGAUUAACGACAAUCCUAUUGAUUCUUUUCAACGUUAUUUACAAAUGGAUGAUGAAAUACCCAAGUCUUCAGCGGAGACGCAACUGCAUAAUAAGGAAUAUUACAUAAAUGCAUCUAAAGAAUUAUGGCAUAAAUUGUCAGAUUUUGCCAAGGAGAAAAAUGUCCCUAUUGUAAAUAUUGAUCACUAUAAUGUAAACACCUCAAGGCUACCUAAUGCAGAAGGAUUUUUCAAGCACGUUUUCUUCAUGCCUAACGAUGAUCAAAAAGUGAUACAAACUUUCCGACGAAUGACCAUCACACAAAGAACGACAGAGAUUGCAGGCCUACUAGCAUUAAAAGGUCUCCCGCAUGUUGGCCAAAUAACAGAAGUUUUGCAAGAAAGUCAUGGCGAAAUUAUUGGUUUAUGUAUGCAACGUUAUCAGAAGACGUUGAAACAGUACGCUCAUGCACAUUCUCAUCACCGGCUUACAGCUCAUCAAAAGAUGGACAUCAUUAUCCAGUUGUUACAGUCUAUUGAGACGAUCCAUAAUAUAGGCCUCGCACAUCGUGACAUAUCUGAGGUCAAUUUUAUGGUGAAUGAAACAACGCAAACGCUGAGAGAUGGUAGUCGUAAAGCAGAACUAUUUUUAAUCGAUUUUGGUAAAUCCACCUUUACAAAUCCAGAAAGCUAUCGUCGUUGGUGGGUAGAGCAACCUGUCAAAAUCAACGAUGAGUAUGAAGGUGAAAUUGUGCCUAAAAGCAAAGAGGAGCUGGAUCGAUGGUGUCAUUUACUGCCUUGGAUGAGAUCCAAACCUGACCACGGUUAUCGUCUUUAUCGCUCGAUUCAGACUCUGCCAAAAAGCCGUAUAGAUACUGAUGAUCUUCCAUGGUUGGUUAACCCAUUGGCCGAAGAUUUGUAUUCUAUCGGCACGCUUAUUUGGAAGACAUUUGCUGAAACUGAGCCAUGGUAUGGUAUUCUUGACACAGACCUCAAGGGCUUACGAGAAACAGUUGGACAAGAUUACCACAUUGAAAAGGCUUUAGAAAGAGAGGUUCCCGGUGAACUGAGUAAAGAGCUUCUGCUCAAGUUUUUAAAGGUUUCGCCUGACCAAAGAAAAUCGGCAACAGAAGUUUUGGAGUGGUUGCAGAACUUGGACAUUCAAGACGGGCUGAUUAAUGAGUGGGAACAGUACGCGCCUGUAGCGAGACAAAAAAGACAUGCAAAAGCUUUAUUUAGAUAUGAAGACGAACAAGCUGCAGAUUUUGAAACGAGAAAAAGGCAAAAGAUUAAUCCUUCCAAAUAG